Brassicogethes aeneus is the source of this 5637-nucleotide messenger RNA. The record is from the annotation of a GenBank genome assembly. Lineage: Eukaryota; Metazoa; Arthropoda; Insecta; Coleoptera; Nitidulidae.
CGACGAGAGGGAAUGGGGUAUACGGCUUACAGUUACAUACAAAAAGCUAAAUUAAUUCCUAGGGGCGACCCUGAGGUGGGGUUCAAACGCUGUUUGAUAACGCAACGUCAUCCCUCGACAACGGUUGGCAAUGCGUAGCUGAUAACGUUGCGGCAUCAAACUUACAGCGUUCGAACUCUAGAGUGUCUUAGUUCAACAGUGAUUUUUCACUUUAUUACAUACAACAUUUCUGGCAUUUAAUUUUUUAUUUAAGGUACCUUGUGGAGUGUGCGCAGAACCAGUUGUUAACACAGAUCAUAAACGUUGUUGGUUGUUAAAAUGGCGAACGGAACGUUGGACCUGUUUUGUGGCUCUGAAUUUUGGAACAACUCAUUAACAUGGUACACGGAUAAUCCCGAGUUUACAAAGUGUUUUGAAAGGACAGUGCUAAUAUGGAUACCGUGUGUUUUUUUGUGGACAUUUGCAUUGUUAGAAGUGUAUUACAUAACAAACAGCAAAAAACGAAAUAUACCGUGGAAUUUUUUAAAUGUGUCUAAAUUAGUGGUUACAGCUGCUCUGUGUGUUUUAACUUUAACCGAUUUAGUGACAACUUACAAAAAAUUCUCGAAUUCGGAAGAACCUGUUCCAAAUGUGGAUAUUUACACUCCAGUUGUCAAAAUUUUAUCUUUUGGUCUAUCGGCAGCUUUACUGCUCUACAACAAAAAACAUGGCCUGCAAACUUCCGGUUUGCAGUUCCUGUUUUGGCUCUUACUGGCGCUGUGCGGCGCUUUCCAGUUCCGGACGGAAAUCUGGGGCGCCCAACAGGAAAUACCGGACGAAUACUAUGGCUACGUCAGUUACAUGAUCUACUAUCCAUUAGUACUUUUGAUGGUCUUACUAAACUGCUUUGCCGAUCAAAAACCCACUAAAACGGAGUAUCCGCCGUCAAACCGACCAUGUCCGGAAGAGGGCGCCAGUUUCGUUUCACGCAUGUUGUUCGCCUGGUUCGACAAGUUGGCCUGGUUGGGCUUCCGGCAACCUUUGGAGCCCAAGGACUUUUCCUCGUCCUCAAACCCGCGCGCACACUUUAAAUCCAACUCAGCCAGUGUGGAUAUUGUUAACAGCUCGAAAAAGAAGCAGGCAUCCAUUUUACCGGCAUUAGUUGUCUCCUUUGGACCCAUGUUUUUAUUCGGAGCUAUGUUCAAAUUGGUGCAAGACCUCUUGACUUUUGCCAGUCCACAGAUAUUAGGUCUUUUAAUCGUAUACGUAAAAGAAAACCAGGAAGAAUGGAAAGGUUACUUCUACGCAGCUUUACUUUUUGGAACGGCCACUAUUCAAACCCUGUUUCUUUCUCAAUACUUUAACCGUAUGUUCAUAGUUGGUAUGAGAAUUCGUACGGCUUUGGUGUCGACGAUUUACAAAAAAGCCAUGAAAAUAUCGAACGUUGCAAGAAAAGAAACCACCGUCGGUGAAAUUGUUAACUUGAUGGCUGUAGAUGCCCAAAAAUUCGUCGAGUUUACUGCAUAUAUAAACAUGAUCUGGUCUGCGCCGUUGCAAAUUUGCUUGUCCCUCUACUUUUUAUGGUACGAAUUGGGCCCCUCAGUUCUAGCUGGUUUAGCCGUAAUGAUAGUGCUGAUUCCGGUGAACGGCUUCAUCGCCAACAAAGUAAAAAUUCUGCAAAUCAAACAGAUGAAGAACAAGGACGAAAGAGUGAAGUUGAUGAACGAAAUUUUGAGCGGCAUCAAAGUUUUAAAAUUGUACGCUUGGGAGCCCAGCUUCGAAAAUCAGGUGAUAAAAAUCAGGAACAAGGAAAUCAAGGUGCUCAAGCAGAGUGCCUACCUAAACGCUGGUACUUCGUUUAUAUGGUCCUGUGCUCCAUUUUUGGUGUCGCUAGUGACUUUUGCUACGUACGUGCUGGUGGACGAGCGUAACGUGUUAGACGCGAAUAAGGCCUAUGUCUCUAUCUCUCUCUUCAAUAUUCUUAGGUUUCCAUUGAGCAUGUUGCCCAUGAUGAUCUCGAACUGGGUUCAAACUUACGUAUCGAUUAAAAGAAUUAACAAUUUCUUGAACGCUGAGGAACUGGACCCUCAUAAUGUGUUCCACGACAAGGAUGAAGUGGACCCCAUGGUAAUCGAAAACGGAACGUUCUCGUGGGGUGAAGACCCGAUCUUAAAGAACAUCAACAUACGCUUACCUAAAGGUAGUUUGACGGCCGUUGUUGGCUCAGUCGGGGCGGGAAAAAGUAGUUUGAUAUUGGCAUCAUUGGGAGAAAUGGAGAAGAAUUCUGGAAGAGUGAAUACGAUCGGUUCAAUUGCUUACGUAGCACAACAAGCUUGGAUACAGAACGCCACUUUGAAAGAUAACAUUCUAUUCGGCAAACCUUACGAUCAGAGAAUAUACAACAAAGUUGUUAAAGCUUGUGCUUUGAAACCCGACUUUGACAUGCUGCCGGCAGGCGAUCAAACUGAAAUCGGCGAAAAGGGUAUUAACUUAUCCGGUGGGCAGAAACAAAGAGUCAGCUUGGCUAGAGCAGUCUAUGCGGAUUCAGAUAUUUAUCUACUAGACGAUCCUCUAAGCGCUGUAGACAGUCACGUGGGAAAACACAUUUUCGAUCAAGUUAUCGGCCCCAAUGGCAUGUUGAGCGGCAAAACAAGAAUUCUGGUCACCCAUGGCAUCACAUACUUACCACAAACCGACAGGAUUUUGGUGAUCAAAAAAGGAGAAAUAUCCGAAAGUGGUACUUACAAGGAGCUUCUCAGCACCAAGGGAUCAUUCUCUGAAUUCCUCAUGCAGCACAUCACCCAAGACAACUCAACAGAUCUCGACGAGCUCGAAGAAGUUCCCGAAGAACUGAAACGCGAGUUCCUGCGUCACAGGUCGCGCGUAUCCGAAUCCGUAUCCGAGACCGGAUCGGAAAAAGCGAACGGCUCUUUGCAACGACAAAAGUCCACUGACAGCGGCGGCGAAAAGGGCCGACAACGCUCGCAAUCGACCGACGAUUCAAAGAGCCAAUCGGCCAAUGACGGCGAGAAGCUGAUCGAAGCCGAAAAAGCCGAAACUGGCAGCGUGUCCUGGGAAGUUUACAAAUACUAUUUAAAAUCGAUCGGGUUCUUUUUGACUUUCGCUACCAUUGUGCUGAACAUGGUGUUCCAAGGUUUCAGCAUAGGGUCCAACAUUUGGUUGGGAGUGUGGGCCGACGAUAAUGAGUUAAUGGUGAACGGUACGCAAAAUACUGCGAAAAGAGAUAUGUAUUUAGGUGUAUAUGGUGCUCUAGGAAUUGGACAAGCGAUAUCGAUUUGUUCUUCGGAGCUAAAUUUAACGCUAGCCUCGCUGAACGCCGCUUCAGACAUGCACAAGUUAAUGUUGGGUAACAUUUUGCGCCAGCCGCAGCAAACGUUCGAAAUGUUUCCGAUCGGACGCAUACUGAGCCGAUUUUCGAAAGAUCUGCUCGACAUCGACACGGAUCUGCCCUUCAAUUGCUACGAGGUUAUCGAGGCCUCUUUCAUCAUAAAAUCUUUCUUUCUAGCCUUGGCUAUAGUAUGUAUGAACAUGAUGUUCGCAAAAGCAACUAUAGACGCCGCAUGUAGCAUCCACAAUUUUCUUGUUACCAACGUAUUACGCCUGCCCCUUUCCUUUUUUGACACCACCCCGAGCGGCAGGGUGUUGGCCAGGUUCUCCAAUGACGUCAAUGGCGUCGACCUUAGGCUGCCGGGAGCUUUUAACGUGGUUUUCUCCAAUAUCAUCAAGGUCUUUAUUUUCUCGUUAAAAAGUAACGCUACCCAGUUAACACUCGUGAAUCCACUAUUGAUUCACAUUCAGAUCAUAGCUGUUGACUUGCACACUUUACAUAAAUUCACAUCAGCGUCAUUAAAUGUAUAUAAUAUAUGUAUUGCCUCAGCGCUAGCCAAUGUGCUGCCCGACUACGGCACAAAAGUGUUGGCCGCCCGCAAGCUGCACCAUAUGAUUUUGAUCAACAUCAUAAAACAACCCAUGGCGUUUUUCGACACCACCCCUCUCGGUAGACUCUUAUCCAGGUUCUCGAAAGACGUCGAUGUGGUCGACAACAAUCUACCCGCGUACAUAUCGGAUGGAUGUUUAUGUUUAUUUCAGGUAAUAGGUACUCUGGUUGUCAUAAGUUACACAACUCCACUCUUCAUAUUGGUCAUUAUUCCAAUUGGUCUUCUCUACUACUUCAUCCAGCGUUUCUAUGUCGCCACAUCACGUCAACUUAAGCGUCUAGAAUCCGUGUCCAGAUCCCCUAUCUACUCCCACUUUGGAGAGUCUAUAACAGGAGCACAGGCUAUAAGAGCGUUUGGACAGGAAGAUCGUUUCAUUACGGAGUCGGAAAGAAAAGUCGACAACAAUCAAAUUACUCAAACACUAAACUGGCUAGUAAGAAUGACAUCAGAUGUCGAAACCAACAUAGUGGCAGUGGAAAGAAUAAAGGAAUACGGCGAAGCACCCCAAGAAGCCGCGUGGGAAAUCCCGGACAAAAACCCGUCGACGCAGUGGCCCGAAGCGGGCACUGUCGAGUUUAGAAACUACGGAGUCAGAUACAGGCCCGGAUUGGAAUUAGUUUUAAAAGGCGUUAGUUUCACUGUUAAAGGUGGUGAAAAAAUCGGUAUUGUUGGAAGGACUGGUGCCGGAAAGUCCAGCUUAACUCUUGCGUUAUUUAGAAUUAUUGAAGCUGCUCAGGGAGACAUUUACAUAGACGGCGUUAAAAUAUCAGAUUUAGGAUUACAUACAUUGCGUUCCCGUUUGACAAUCAUCCCACAGGACGCCAUUUUGUUUUCGGGAACUUUAAGAAUGAACCUUGACCCCUUCGAUAAACAUUCCGAUGAGGACGUUUGGAGGGCGCUGGACAAUGCGCACUUAAAGUCAUUUGUUCAAGGUUUACCAAGUACUCUCCAACACCAAGUAUCAGAGGCCGGUGAGAAUCUUUCAGUGGGUCAAAGGCAGCUAGUUUGUUUGGCCAGAGCCCUCUUGAGAAAAACGAAAGUGCUGAUUUUAGACGAAGCCACGGCCGCAGUUGAUUUGGAAACGGACGACUUGAUCCAAAGAACCAUCAGAGAGGAAUUCAAAAACAGUACAGUUUUAACAAUUGCGCAUCGUCUUAACACCAUCAUGGACUCCGAUAGAGUUCUGGUAUUAGAUAAAGGUUUAAUAGAAGAAUUCGAUUCGCCUGACAACCUUUUGUUGAAUAACAAGUCCAUAUUUUAUGGCAUGUGCAAAGAUGCAGGGUUAGUUUAAUUAUAACAAUCAAUUUAUUGUUACUUUAUAAUAUUAAUGCAAAUGUGCCGAAUUGUCGUAAUUGAAAGUGAUAAACCCUUUAGAGAUUACUAUUUUUCGCUUGUUUUUAAACACAUCACGUAAAUUUACUAUUAGCUAUUAUACUUAUAGUUAUACUACUUAAAAAGGUACUUACAUUAUUUUUGUACUUAGGCCAAUUGUCCGUUAUUGCCAGUUUUAAUAUUAAUUUUUUUUAAUUAUUUUUUACACAUUGUUUUUUAUGUAUCAGUAUUUUUACCUUGCCCAUUUUAAUGUAUGUAAAUAUUACCUACUUAAUUUUUUUUAAAUACAUGAAAUGUAAAAUAAUUUUAAUCUUUAAAUCUAAUUAAUGUUUUUAUAUAUAGAAAUUGAAUAUACUAUUUUUGUUUA